Molecule: messenger RNA, 2383 nt
Organism: Corylus avellana
Lineage: Eukaryota; Viridiplantae; Streptophyta; Magnoliopsida; Fagales; Betulaceae
Source: RefSeq, a predicted model, not a curated record
CAAAAAAUUUCCCCCCAAAACCCAUUUUCCCUCCACCUCCACCCAACUUCUCUCUCCACCGGCGCCGGCGCCGGCUCCGGUGUCCCACUGAAACCGGCGAAGUCGUCUGCUCUCCCCCACCGUCGACCGAGCCCAGAGAGAGAGACACGAUCGUCUUCCCCCCCCCCCAAAAAAUUUCCCCCCAAAACCCAUUUUCCCUCCACGGCUCCACCCCAUUCUCCCUCCACCGAAAACUCUCUCCACCGGCGCCGUGAUCUCCUCUCCCCCACCGUCGACCGACCCCUUUCCUUUCUCCAUUUUUCCUCCCCAACCCCUUUUCUCCACCGUGCGUCCUCUCCUCUCCCCACCGUCACCGCCGCCGACGACCACCUCCACUGCCCUCCAUCAGCUCCGGCCGGAACCCAUUCCCACGAGAGGCAGCUUUUCAGCUCUUCUCCCAAAACCCUAAUUUUUCUGAAACCCAAAAUGCUCCCCACUCCGACAUCUUCAUCACUGCCUACGACUACUACCUCCACUACCACAAUGGAACCAACAAUGGGCUCCACAAACGCCUGGAAUGCCACCGACACAGUUCGUUUUGCAAGCCGCAGCUCGACAGAUACGGCCCCGCGUCCACCUGCUGCUACCCCCAGUCGUGGCCAAUCCCCUUCGGUCACUCCUCCAUCAGUUGCUGCCCCAAAUUGUGAGACAAUGGGCAACCGUGACGCAGAAAGAUUUCACAACAUGGUGGAUAUGUUUCUUCCAAUAGCAAAGGCUGCAGCAUUAAGCCAUGAGCGUUGCAUGGAGGUCAUACAUGGUUUGGACAUGUUAAUGCUGAAACACAGAGCCUCAAGCGAAUCCAGUCAACCUUCCUUUCACUGCAAAUGUGCUACAUUCUUUACACGUAAUGAAGGUAGUGUGGCAACUCAAAGGAAGGUGCGACUAUCAAAAAGGAAGGUGCUUAUAGCUAAAAGGAUUGUGGAACAAGCAAAAAAGAAACAACGGAAUAAAUUCCUUGCGAAACAGAAGAGAAGAAAAAAUCAGGCCUGUGAAUCAAUAGAAGAAGAAGGAAUGAAUACAAGUGAAGUUCCAUUGAAUUCGACAACUUGUAUUCAUCACGGUCGGGAAAUUGGAACUGAAGAUAGUGUAAUGGCUCAGGGUUCACAAGAAAUCACAAAGCUUAUUGCAGCUGGGACGGAGAAGUUGGCAUUAGCACCUGAUGGUGGUGGCACUUUUGAUUGUGCUACAAGUUUCAACCUCUUCAACUAGGCGAUUGAACAUGCUGUUUUGUUUCUUUUUGAAAGCACUACUCUUUUUUGUUCAACUAGUGCUUUUAGUAGAUGAUACUACCUUUUGAGUAUGUAGUUGUCUAAUGGUAGUGUACAGUUUUUGUAGUAUCAAUUAGUUGGAAUGGUGUAUAGUUUUUGUAAGUAUGGAAUAGUUGGAAUGGUGUAUGGUUUUUGUAAGUACUGAACUUGUGGAAUGAUUUUUGUAUGGUUUUAUUAAGCGUUGAAAAGAUGGACGCCACUUUCGACUACAAGAGGGAUCUCAUGAAUGAUGGAACAUGUUGGAAGGUCUUGGAGCUUGGGGGUAGUGUUGUUGAAAGGGUGAUGAAUGAAGAUUGAUGGGUUUUUGCAGUUUUGGGGUUUGAAUUUGAUUUUAGCAGGAUGUCAUUGUGGCUGACCCAUCGUCAAAAGUUGUUCUUUUCUUUCUUUUGGUGACGUUAAAAAAGGACUAGGGAAAUCAUUGGCUUCUCCUCUCUUGACCUUUGGUUCUGCAACACCCUUCUGCUUUUCCCGCUCAUUUUUCGCCGCGAAUUCACAAAUUAGCAGCCCAAUUUCCGUGCCCUCUCAAUGCAAGAUAGUCUCCAUUAGUGUGGAUCUUAGUUCCGCUAAGGCCUGUGAACUUGGACUGUUCAAUUAUAAAGCCAAGCAUGUGUUUUACCCCCUUGAGAGAAGUAAGUUUUGGUGUCGUUAUGACUACUAUUGGGCUUCAAUAUUCAAGGUUGAUGUGCAGCAUGUGCUUAUGUGUUGAUUGUUGUGGGGCUUUACUCAGUGCUAUGGGGAAAGCACAAAGAGAGCAUGGAGAAUAAAGAAGAGAAGAUAUCGGAUGCUAUAAAGGGUGCUCAAGUAUGCAGUUUCAGGAAUCAAAGAUAUUUGUAGAAUGAGUUUUCUUUGUAGAUUCUGGAUAAUGGUCCAUGGAAUUACAACUUCUUUAGUAUGAAGUAUGGGGUGAAGCUGGGUACAACAAUACUAGUGUUGAUAAAAUGAUGUUAAGAAUUGAGCCUUUUCAUAUAGCUUUCGGAGCAAAAAAAUUUAGAAAUUCUACCAUUCCAUAAAUUUGUGUAGUGUAUACAUUUUGAACCUUCCCUCACUUCUAAUCGAUUUGUUGCAUAUUGCUUUUA